CCGCGCGCUCCGAUAUGCUCUGAUGUUAUUUCAACAAGUGACUUGAUGUGAGUUAAUCAUUUUUUGUUCUUGAAUGUAAUUGUUCAGAAAAUUGACGCAGAGCGGGUUAAUCCAAGAUGGCAUGAUGCCCUCGCACGAUCCAGUGAUGAGCCGCGCGGUGCCAAUUACGCCGUGCAAACGAGGACAAUAUCUCGCAGGGGGGUAACAUAUGUUUAUUUUAUUUUUUUAAAUCUCCUAAUUUUGCAAUGAAAGUGUUAAACAUGAUUGUUCUGCUUUCUAAUUGGACUCCUCCCCACUACCUCGCCUUCUAAUUACCAUCCUGCUUUCUGGCUGCAUCACAAACUCUGAUAGAUAGCUAGAGAGAGAGAGAGAGAGUGAGAGAGAGAAAGAGAGGGGGAGAGAGAGAGAGAGAGAGAGAGAGAGAGAGAGAGAAAUUGAUUACCUUCCUGUCAGGAAUAACUGGUAACUGGUGGUCAAUCGCUGCUGCUUUUGGUGCAUCACCGUCCACCGGAUGGGUUCGGCUCAUGCCUCUUUGUGCGUCACGCUGGAUAAGUGGACCGGAGACGUGGUGAAACUGGUGGGAGUCAAAAGUGUCCCAGCAGCAUGCAUCUGAGCGGCAAACAUGCGGCGUGAGGGACACGUGUGAUACGAGCUGUGGAUUAUCUGUUCUUUUCUGUUUCAUCUCCUUUUAGAACUUUAGUUAAGUCUGUAAAACUUUCCUGCAAUAAUCGCUCCUGUCUAACUCACUUUAGUCAGGUGAGACGCGCUCCGCCGCCAUGACCUCUAAGGACGAGUCGAAAUGCCCCGCGGGGCUCGAGGAGCGGAGACGCAGUCCGCUAGAUCAGCUGCCGCCGCCGGCCAACUCCAACAAGCCACUGACGCCUUUCAGUAUCGAGGACAUCCUCAACAAGCCGUCAGUAAGAAGGAGCUACUCCCAUGUCUCACCCAGAGAGAAGCUGCCCUCGGUGGGCCACAGCCUGUCCGGCCGCGCGCUGCUCAGCCAAACAUCCCCGCUGUGCGCGCUGGAGGAGCUCGCCAGCAAAACCUUUAAGGGUCUGGAGGUCAGCGUUCUGCAGGCUGCAGAGGGCCGAGACGGCCUGACGAUGUUUGGUCAGAGGAACAACCCUAAGAAACGGCGGAAGUCACGCACAGCGUUCACUAACCACCAGAUCUACGAGCUGGAGAAGCGCUUUCUGUAUCAGAAGUACCUGAGCCCAGCAGACCGGGACCAGAUCGCCCAGCAGCUCGGCCUGACCAACGCACAGGUCAUCACCUGGUUUCAGAACCGGCGAGCAAAGCUCAAACGUGACCUGGAGGAGAUGAAAGCGGACGUUGAGUCCGCGAAGGCCGCAGGCUCUGUGGCCUUAGAUAAGCUAUCCAAGCUUGCAGAGCUGGAAAAGUGCGCGGCCGGGGUUAUAGGCGGGGGUAUGGUUUCAGUGCCAGGCCACACUGAACAUGACACUGUCCCCUCAAAGGCCGACAACCACACCACCGUGAGCCUUGCCUCCUGCAUACCGCACCGGUCGCCUCCUUCACCCUCGUCGGAGUGGUACGGGGACCGGCUGAGUAGCAAGUGCUGCUCGGAGGACGAAGAUGAGGAGAUUGACGUGGAUGACUAGACUUUGCCAGUGGUCAUCGAGACAGCCGUGUGAAAUUUCAAUCAGCCCGAUGUUCCAAACAGAAUCUCUUACUUUACCAGGAUUCCUUUCUUGAGGGGGGACAUUCAGUAGCCUAAUGCGUUGAAACUAUCCAGAAACAGUCGAGCUGUUUCGGUUUGGUAGAGCCAUAGGCCAGAGUCAAAACGCGCGCCACGCAACAGAGAGAAACAUCACAAGGACAAAACUCCAGGAAGCGACCAUACAGGUGCUCACUCAAACACACACGAGUAUGUUGAUUUAACUGUUUUGAAUCACUCAAAUAAAAUUCAACGCAUGUUUAAUUUGCUUUCAUUUUGGGUUCGAGCUGACUCCUUUCACCUUUUUGAUACAUGUCUAUAAUUUUUUCUAAAAUGAUAAUCAUAAAUAGAAUUUGUGUAGCUAAACCUUGUAAUAAAUGACAAUUUAAUAUAUUUAUAAUGCUUUGAAAAUCCCUAAAGUGCCUUUAAAUAUACACAACGCAUACAGCUGUUUUAAAUGUAAACUAUGAUGACAUUGUAAAAUAAAAUUACAAUUUUCAAAUAUUCA
Labrus mixtus (cuckoo wrasse) is the source of this 2183-nucleotide messenger RNA. RefSeq names its product ladybird homeobox 1a (gene lbx1a). Lineage: Eukaryota; Metazoa; Chordata; Actinopteri; Labriformes; Labridae. Gene Ontology annotation, molecular function: DNA binding; DNA-binding transcription factor activity, RNA polymerase II-specific. The transcript has 2 exons. Gene Ontology annotation, biological process: regulation of DNA-templated transcription. The record is from RefSeq and is a predicted model, not a curated record. Bases 777 to 1619 code for a protein of 280 amino acids.